GUUGAGUCUUCAAGAGCAAUCUUGCAUUAUUUUAAUGCUGCAAGAUGUUUUCAGAUCUUGAUGAGUAUGAGAAAACUUCUUGUACAGAUAGUGAUGAAUCUUACAGCGAUCAGAUUAAUAGUGAUGUAGAAGCUGAACUCUACGGCCUAAUUCAUCAUGAGCAAAAUGAGGAAUUUUCACGAACUCCUGACAUGAAAAUGUUGAAUGCUGAGAAUAAUUCCAAUCACAAAGAGCAUAUUUCAACUCCUAAACAUAGUUCAUUUGCCACUGAGGACAGUUCUUUUUUAAAACUUUUUAAAAGCUUUGAAACUACAAGCAAAAGUUAUUUUUCUACUCCUCAAUCACAUCUUAGUAUAAGUACUCAGAACAGUUUUUCUGAAAGACUGGACGAUUCUCCAGCUAAAUGCUCAAGUUUCAAUGACAUGAAUAAAAGGAAAAGAGAUUUGCUAGAGGCUGAUGAGGAAAAAAAGCGAAAAAAAUCAGUUGUUGCCUCAAAAACCAGCAAUAAUCUUACAAAUAGUAAAAAUUUUGUGGAUUCUAGUGAGAGUGAUGACAGCAUUAUUGUUUUGGAACCUAGUAAAGAUUUUACAACAAACUUAUCUGCUCAUGAUACAGUGGAACUGAGUUCAGAUGAUUCAUCAGAUUCUGAUUUUUUCUCUUCACGUUUAAAUUCUGUUAGAUCUGAUGUGAACUCCAAAAGAAGUACAUUCUCCUCCAGUUUUAAAAAUGGUAAAAAUAUCUCUGAUCCAUGGCAUGUAAAUAAUGAAGAUUUAUUUCGUACUGGUAAAAAUUCAAAAUCUCUAAAUCGAUAUCAUAAUAAAAUGCUUCAGAAGUGCACGAAUUGUAAUGAAAGUGGCCAUGCAGCUAGAUCUUGUACGGUUCCUCAACAAAAAAAAUGUUUUAUCUGUGGUGGUCCACACAUGGCUAAUUACUGUGAAAACACCAUUUGCAGUAAAUGUUACAGAAAAGGUCAUAACAGUAGGCGGUGUUGGCAGGUUAGCGGCACACAAUCCUGUGCGAUAUGUAAUAUGUAUGGGCACGUAAAAAUGAAUUGUCCAGAUAUUUGGCGGAGAUAUCACCUUACUACUUCCAACUUUAAAUUUACAAAGGGUCAUCGAUUGAAACAAGAUGUUCCUCUAUAUUGCUUCAAUUGUGGUGUUAAAGGGCACUUUGGAAGUGAAUGUCCAAGACCACGGAUGCAAUCAUUUGAAGGCAGUUAUCCUACAUGGCCACUUGUAAUUAGUUAUACAGAUCAUGAAAAGGUUUUCGAGAAAAGAAAGGGAAAAUUCCAGAGGAAGGAGGGAUAAGCAGUGCAAUUCACAGCAGAAACAGUCCAGAGGCAAACAUGAUGAAAGAAGUUGGAAUGAAAAUAUAAAUCAUAAACAUCAGUCGAUUUUAAUAAAUGACAAAGUAAAUGAAAGAACACCCGAAGCGAAUGCAAAGCA
Molecule: messenger RNA, 1445 nt
Organism: Uloborus diversus
Lineage: Eukaryota; Metazoa; Arthropoda; Arachnida; Araneae; Uloboridae
Product: zinc finger CCHC domain-containing protein 7-like
Exons: 7
Coding region: 45-1307 (420 amino acids)
Molecular function (GO): zinc ion binding; nucleic acid binding
Source: RefSeq, a predicted model, not a curated record